Messenger RNA from Trichoplax adhaerens, 258 nucleotides. RefSeq lists its product as uncharacterized. Gene Ontology annotation, molecular function: structural constituent of ribosome. NCBI's taxonomy places the organism in Eukaryota, Metazoa, Placozoa, Uniplacotomia, Trichoplacea, Trichoplacidae. The record is from RefSeq and is a predicted model, not a curated record. Gene Ontology annotation, biological process: translation. Gene Ontology annotation, cellular component: ribosome. Bases 1 to 258 code for a protein of 85 amino acids. The transcript has a single exon.
AUGCCAGCCCACGCUGGAUUCCUUGCUAGGACUGUUUUUGUUCGAAAUAACGCUAUUGAGGCAGGCUAUAAAUCAUUGCAAAGGAUAUUAAACAGAGAAUGGAUACCGCAAAAAGUAGAGAGAAAACGAUAUUAUGAAAAACCCACCGUUAAACGACGACGAUUAGAGCAUGAAAAAUGCAAUCGAAUAUUGCUACGAGAAUCCAAGAAAAGAGUCGAUUUUAUCAUGGCAAGACAUCGACCAUCACCUUGGAUUUAA